Molecule: messenger RNA, 8794 nt
Organism: Schistosoma intercalatum
Lineage: Eukaryota; Metazoa; Platyhelminthes; Trematoda; Strigeidida; Schistosomatidae
Source: the annotation of a GenBank genome assembly
AAAAUGAUGGGAAAGUACAGACUAGACGCUUAGUUAUCCAACAACCUACCAUGAGGAAUCGUGGAUUACUACGCUUUAUUUUUAUUUUCCUGUUCUAUAUCUUCAUUUGCAAAUCUACAUGCAACAGUUUUGAUGUAUGUUCAACUAACCCAUGCCAUUCAAAUGGAUAUUGCAUUUCUUAUGAAAAUGGAGGAUUUCAUUGUCGAUGUUCACAAGGUUGGACGGGUGAUGAUUGUUCUGUAGAUGUUGAUGAAUGCCAUUUAAGUUCGACAAAUCCAUGUGAACAUAAUGGCGUUUGCAUUAAUUCACCUGGAGGUUAUCAGUGUUUAUGUCCACCUGGAUAUCAUGGAUCAAGAUGUGAGGAUGAAAUUUUAGAAUGCGCAUUAAAUCCCUGUAAACAUGAUGGAACAUGCAUAGAUUUAAUCAAUGGUUUUCAAUGUGUCUGUCCACUUGGUUAUGAAGGUUUAACCUGUGAAGAUGAAAUUAAUGAAUGUUCGUCUUCACCAUGUAAAAAUGGUGCACAAUGUGAAGAUCUAAUCAAUAAUUAUACAUGUCAUUGUUUACCUGGAUGGACUGGUUUACAUUGUGAAAGUCGUAUUAGACCAUGUGCUGCUAAUUCAUCAUUAUGUUUAAAUAAUGCUACAUGCUUAGAUUUAAUGACAACAAAUGAAAACAUUGAAAUGAUUAAUGAGUCAAAUGAUCUUUUUGUAUGUCUUUGUCCUGAAGGUUUUCAUGGCAAGUUAUGUGAGACAAAAAUAAUUAAUAAUUAUUGUACGGAGAUUGUCUGUCAAAAUGGUGGACAAUGCAAUGUAUUAGACAAUGGUAAAGAAUAUUGUACAUGUUUGAAAAAUUAUCACGGAUUAUACUGUGAAGUAAAAGAGAACCAAGAAGAACAAAAUACAAAAUUAUCCCGAAUAGAAAAAGACCAAAUUGAAAUGGAGACAUUUAAUUGUUUCAAAACACCAUGUUUCAAUAAUGGUACUUGUCAUGUACUUGAUGGCAUCAGUGACUCCUCGACCAUAACAAUCACUAAUACAACAGUUAAUAGUAAUAGUAACAGUGGUAGUACAUUUUGCCACUGUAAACCUGGUUUCUCUGGUCAUUACUGUGAAAACAUACAAGACUAUUGUCAACAUUCACCAUGUCAAAAUGGGGGAGUAUGCAUGUUAAAAAACGGUAAUAAUAAUAACAAUACUAUUAAUCAUUUGAAUGUUGUAACAGCUGAAUCGAAUUACACUUGUAUGUGUCAACCUGGAUAUUCAGGAAAACAUUGUGAAAUUAAUAUAUUCGACUGUUUCAACCAACCUUGCGGAUCCUACGGAAUCUGUAAAGAUGAAAUUAAUGGUUAUCAUUGUGAAUGUUUAAAAGGAUGGGAAGGAUUACAUUGUGAUAAAAAAUCAUUGUCAACAAAACUGGGUACAUAUGAAAAAAAUACUGGAUCUAAUUCAAUGUUGAUGUUGAUGAACAGUAAUUCACAAAAAAUUCACUUCAAUCUCAGCAGAUUAUGUCCUAAAAACUAUUAUUGUGCUAACUCAGCUCUUUGCAUUUUCCCUAAUGAUGAUACAUCUUCAUUUAUGUUGAAUAAUUUGAACAUUGCAAGUGAAUAUAAAUGUCUUUGUGAGACAGCAAUUGGUCGAUUCGAAGGUAAUUAUUGUGACAUUGACGUGAAUGAAUGUUUCGAGUCUGAAGAAAAACAGUCAUCAUUAUGUCAAAAUGGUGGACAAUGUAUAAAUACCUAUGGAUCGUAUAUAUGUAGUUGUACAACACAGUAUUAUGGUAAACAUUGCGAAUAUUCAUUUAAUCCAUGUAACUUUGACAAUACCUCAAUCUGUUUCAAUGGAGGGAUAUGUUUACCAUCAUCAGAUGGUAUAGGCACGUUAUGUGUUUGCCCAAAAGGAUUUACUGGACCUCAAUGUAGAGAACAGAUAAAUGAGUGUACUGGUCACCAUUCAUGUAUAAAUGAUGGAAUAUGUUUAGAUUUGGUUGGAAAGUAUCAUUGUUUAUGUCCAAUUGGUACAUAUGGAAUGAAUUGUGAAUUCACUUCUAAACAAAUUUGUACUAAUCAAUCGUGUAGUGAAAAUGUAAACGUAAGAAACUGUACAACAAAUCUUUGUUUAAAUGGAGGCUCGUGUAUAAAUUAUCAUACUACCAACAACGGCAGUGUCCAAAGAGAUAACCAACAUCACAAAUAUCUUCGUGUUCUUGAACAGAACAAUUUUUUGGAAUCACAAUUACCUCAUUGUUCUUGUCCAUUCGGUUAUAUUGGUGAAUAUUGUCAGAUAGAAUUAGAUUUUUGUCAACUUUUUCACCAUAUUAAACACUACUUCUUUAAUUAUUUUAAACAACCUAAAGAAAUUGAAGAUUAUUUUCGCAAAAAUGUAACCAUUUCAAGUUAUCAUAUCAAUGAUUGGUUAAUUUCAUCGUCCUUAUCAUCACUAUAUUAUUCAUGGUAUGAGAUAAACUUAUUAUAUUCUACAUUCGUAAUAAAUUAUACAUAUUCUCGGUUACUGAAUGACACUCAUAUAAGAAAGAUUUUAUCAACAGGAAAUUUAUUCAUAAACGAUUCUCUCGUGAACAGAAAAAGUACUCUAUCUGAUUCAACUUUAUUUAUGAUAGCUUCACCAAUGGGUUUAUGUGAUCCUAUUGGAAGUUCUCAAUGUGUUCCAUUAUUAUCUUCUGUGAGUGAUGGUUUACAAAGUGAUAGUGGUGGGUUUACAUGCAUUUGUCAUGUAGAUUAUGAAGGUAGAUAUUGUGAGAAAUAUGUUGACUUUUGUGAUAAAAUGAAUAAACAAUACAAUGGGAAUUAUUGCUUAAAUGGAGGUUGGUGUGAAAAUCAAAUCAAACAAAUCACACCAAACUAUAAUAGUGAUCAUAAUAAUUAUAACAAUACACAUCGUCAUCGAAUAUUCCCUAUUUGCCACUGUCCAUCAGGUUUUGGUGGAGAAAGAUGUGAAGUUUAUCAUGAAUUAUGCAUUCAUUCACCAUGUCUUCAUGGUGGUAUAUGUCAUCCGACUAAACAACAAGUAUCACAGUUACAACUAAAAGAAAUUAAAUUUAGUUCCACAGUUUCUGGAACUAAUUCUUCAUCUUACUUUAUUCCACCGUACAGAUGUGAAUGCUUAUUUGGUUGGUCUGGAAUACACUGUGAAGUUAGUACUGGAUUAUAUUGUGAUGUAUCGAGAUUAUGUAUGGAUUAUACAAAUUGUAAUGAUUCUUUGACAUUUAAUUGUCCAUGUACAAAACCAGGUUAUUGUGGCUUAAACUGCGACAAAUAUGGUACUGAAUGCUUUGUGUUCACAAACGAAAGUAGUAGUAUAGCUAAUGAAAUUACAACUGAUCUGCCCAUUGCUACCACUGUCUUUACUACUACCACUACUAUCAGUAGUACGAAUAUAGUUACCUCGAAUAGUAUCAAGAAACGUAAAACAAUGAGUAGUGUUACAUUAUGGCCAGGUGAAGAGACUGAAUUAUCUUAUUGUGUACGUGAAAACUGCCAAUUAAAAAAACAUAAUGGUCGGUGUGAUCGUGAAUGUGAUCUGAUUGCUUGUGAUUUUGAUCAUGGAGAUUGUUUAUAUGCGUUGUCUGUACCAUUGGAUCCUCUAUCAUAUAUUGAACCCCUCGAAAGUAAUGAUAUUAGUAAUCAUGGUGAUAAUAAUACAACCCAUUACGUGAGUUUUGUACAAGAUAUCCAACAACAUCCAGAACCAGCCAUACCAUGGCGAAGUUGUUCAGUGUUAAUUGAACAUACUGAACAUACACCAUGUCAUUUAUUAUUUGGUGAUGGAAAUUGCGAUCCUCAAUGUUUCAGAGAAGAAUGUUUAUUUGAUGGCUGGGAUUGUAUACAAACAAAAUUUGACGUUAAUUUGAUGAAAGAAAACUGCUCCGAAUCAUCAUGUCAAGAUUAUUAUAUUACUAAAACAAUGGAAUGUAACCAAAAUGAUGGGGAUAAUUGUACAUUAAAUGAUGAUCUCAAAAAUAUCACAUUUUCCAUGAAUUUACCUAUCAUAUAUGACAAUAAUAAUAAUAUUACGAAUAUGUCAUCUAGUAGUAGACAUUACACCAAUCAUAUUGUACCAGGAAGCUUAGUUCUAUUGAUUAAUUCUACUCCAGAAGAAUUGAUAACAAUACAUUCUGAGAAAUUAUCACUACUGACUUUAUUAAACACAAUUUUACAUUUAGAAGUAGAAAUUGAACAUCAUCCAAAGACUGGUAACUUAAUGAUCUAUCCAGUAGUGUAUAUUACUAAUUAUACAGAUGACAAUUAUGAAAAUUCGUUAUUUAGAACAAUACAACUGAAAAAUAGUAACUUAUUAACAUCUAAACAAGUGAAUACAAAGUCAGGUGGGAUUCGUUCACGAUAUUCACGUCAUGUGAAUAUGAAAUCAUCAUUGUCGGAUAAACAAUUAAUGUUUGAUCAAAAUGAACAAAAAAAGAGAAUUUAUCAGAAAGAAAGUAUGGGAAGUCAAGUUUAUUUACAGUUGAAUUCGAAAAAAUGCGAUGAAACCGGUGGACCUUGUUUUCAUAAUGUGGAUUUUGCAGCACAAUUUCUUACAGCCUAUAUGCACACUCGUAAUCAUAAUUUAUUACAAACUAUUCUUACUGUACAAUCAAUUCGACCUGAUACAUCAUCAACAUCGUUAUUUGAAGAGGAAAAACGAAUUCGUUACAAAAUUAUGGAUAUAUCAAUAUAUAUCACAUCAUUAUUAAUUUGUAUAUUAUUUUUAAUAUUUUUAUUCGGUGUAUUAUUUACUGUGAAUCAUUUUCAACGUCAACGUGCCAAUUAUCAUUUACGUUCAACUGGAUCAUUUCAUGCUAGUGGACGUUUAGGACAAAAAAUGAUUAAAAAAGUUCUUAAAGCAAAAAUUUGGUAUCCAAGUCCUGGCCUAGUCCGUAAUUCACGAAUAGUUAACAAUUCACCCAAUAAUUAUAACAAACCUUCAAAAUUCACUGAUGAUCCUACUAAGUAUUUAUCAUUAAAGCUACCAACGCUGGAACAACAGUCAAUAACUACAACAACAACUACUACUUCAUAUGACGAACAAACAAAUGAUUUAAACAUUAAAAAUAAAUCUGUUAGUGAAUUAGAGAAAUGUUUAGAUAUGCUACAAGGUAGAGCUUAUGAUACUACAUUGUCUUGUGCAAUGACAAUUGAUAAUAAAAAUUCCGCUUCACUAACACCAUCUUCACCCAGUUCACACAAUCAUUAUGACGUUAAUAAAACAUUUUCCGAUUUCGGUGAUAUGAAUACUAAAUUUACACAUAAUCAUAUUCCUUCGGCUCUAAUUAAAUAUACUACUACACAUACAUUUACAAUGCCAGUUUCAUGUAUUUCACAAAAUUAUCUCUGUAAUUCAUCAUCACUAUCCUCAACAGAACACCAACAAAAUCAACGACAGCAUUAUUCAUUUAUCCCGAUGUUAGAAUCCACUGAAUACGAUCAUUGUGGCAGUCCAAGUAAUAGUACAAUGACAACUGCUAUAAAUAUGAAUAGAACAAAUAACUUCAAUGAUUUCGGCUGUCAACAAAGUGAAAAUACUGAUAGUUUUAAUGAUAACAGUAAUAAUUUCCAAACUAUGCAAGAAUUAUGUCAAUUUUUAAGUUCCAUUACACAAUCAGAACUGAAUAGUUUUCAGAAAAUCCUACAAAAGACCAUACUUGAUUACUAUGGUUCAAGGGAACUAUUAGAGAUGAAUAGUUAUGAGCGAUAUCAACAGAAGCAACAACAACGGCUAUGUACGACAUUUUCCGGAUUACCAAAUUCAGCUUUAAACUCCGAAAUUAAUAAUUCUGAUUUUAAUAUAGUCUGUCAUCUUCUUACUCAAAAUGAUGAAUCAAACACGAUGCGAACGAUGCUGCAUAAUUCUGUGGACUCAAUGAUUUCUUGGCAAAUGAUAUACAAUUCUACCCAUUUGCAUCGUCUACUGAAUCUUCGGAUUCCAGACACCGGUGAAACAUUGCUUCAUAUAUCUGCAAGAUUUAAUCAAGAUAAAGCUAUCUACAAUCUUCUAAACGCUGGAGCGGAUUUUUCUACUGUUGAUAAUCAAGGUCGUACAGCACUUUACACUGCAGUUAGUGUAAGUGCUAUUGAAUCAGUUCAAGCAAUUCUCAAUCAUCCAACAUCGGGUUUAAGUCCAUUCUGUUAUUUACCAAAUACAUCACAAGAUUCUACAACACCACUUAUACAAGCAAUUAAAUUAGGAGAUACUGACAUAUUCAAUAUGCUAUUACAUGCAAUGAAUGUAUUAGUUUGUGCAUUGACAAAGACUAAUAUUUCACGUGGUCAAGAAUAUACAAGUUAUGAUAUAGUUGGAACAUCAACGGAUUUACUUCAUAUUCAAUCUACAUCAUCAUCAUUAUCAACUGGAGCAGUAGCAUCAUCAUCUCCACCAACAGUGAUCACUACACCAACAGUCAGCGGUGGCGUAGAACUUAACUACGAAGAGAAUACUCUAAAUUUUCUUGAUAUUAACACUUCAGAUAGUUUAGGACGUACAGCGUUACAUUGGGCAGCUGUAACAGAUCAAUCGGAUAUCAUCCAUAGUUUGUGUAAUUCUGGUGCAACUGUAGACGCACAAACAUUACAUGAAGAAACUCCAUUAGCAUUGGCAUGUAGAGAAGGUGCUAUGAAAAGUUGUCGUUUAUUGUUGCUAACUGGAGCUAAUUUAAAUUUAGCCGAUUAUUUAGACCGUACACCGAGAGAUUUAGCUUAUUUAGGUGGACAUUAUGAGAUUGUUAAUUUAUUAGAUGAAUAUACCGCCAAUUCUAACACUGAAUAUUGUACAAGUGGAAAUCUAAACAAAUUAACUAAAAAGCAUGAUUUAUUCACUUCGAAAACAUUGACAACAGAAGCAACAGACAUAAAUACAUUAUCUACACUGCCAAGAAUAACAUCAGUGGAGCAAUCUUAUUGUUCAUAUUUUCCAACUUCCAAAUUAUAUAACAACAGUCAGCAUCAAUUGACCUAUUAUGAUACAGAGUCUAUUACUCAUAAACUAUCAACUGGGAAUCCAGCAUCCCAGCAUUAUUCAACGAUGAAAUCAGCUGUGAAAAACAUGACUGAGAAAAAGUGUCCAAAGAAUCGAAGUAUCCAUUGCAUUAUGACAACAACUGUUAGUACUAUUGGAGUUGCUACAACGACAACAGCACCAACAUUUAUCGAGACAUAUGGGUUGACAACAACAGUAGCUACAUCAUCGUCACUAGUGUUUAACAAUAAAUAUGACUCGUUGUCGGCAUCACAAUACUCAGUGGUGAGUGAAUCAACUACAAAACUCAUUACUACUGAUGAUACCACUACUACUAACAAUAAUAAUGGUAAUAAUAACAAUAGUAAGCGUACACCUCCAUUUCUUGCUCUGAUGAAUACUAAUACUAAUAAUAAUGACUAUAUUGAUAACACAGUAUUAAAUUCUAUUAAAGCUCAUCAAACAUUAAAUAAGCCAGACAAUUUUGAAUCAUUUACUAAUAACACAAACAAUAAUAAUAGUAGUAAUGAUGUUCAAGUUGAAAUAUUCAAGGAUUCAUUAUUGAAAAUUGAUUAUAAUUUUAAUAAUAACAAUAAUAAUAAUACACAUACUAAUCAUAUUAUAACCAAUUCAAAUAUAAUGGGUUCCGAUGAAAGUGAAUCACCAAAUCAUUGGUCAUCAAGUUCAUCUGAUUUAUCACCAAAUCGGACAAAUAUUAAUAAUAUUAUUUUACAGAAAUUCGAUGAACAACCAUCAAUAAUUCGUGGAAUUCAUCAUCAAUUAAAUACAUCAAAUUUAUCAUCCAUUAUGUUAUCUAAAUGGAAAUCAUGUAUAAAUGUAAAUGAUUAUCCUCAUUAUAACAGAGUUAUUACAAAUUGUAAUUCCACAAAUCCUAAUAUUAUUAAUACUACUUAUAAUAAACAGUCAUUUCUUACCAAUUAUAAUAAUCAGUACCAUUUCAAUGAUUACAAUAAUAGUCAUCACCAACAACAGUAUCAACGUCAAUAUAAUUCAACAGAUAGACAGUAAUAAUCUUUGACUUAAAUCAUAAGUAAAUCCUUUAAUUAUCAUUUUAUUAUGAACAUCUAUAAUGUUCAUUUGUAAACUAAUCAUAAGUUAAAAUAAGAAGAAGAAGAAUUGAUGCUUGUGUAGAAUGUAACGAAAUUCUUUCUCUUGGAAACUUGAUUGAAAUGAAACCUAUGAUAGAUGGAAGAAUUAGUCAAUGUUGAUUUAUCAAAUAACUUCACUAUGUGCAUGUUUGUGUGUAUUUAUGUGUAGAUGAUGACUUAUCAUUAUGUUGUGGUGGUUUAACAUGUUCUGUAUGUCGUACAGAAUAAAACAAAAUAUCCCCACAUAGAAUCCACAUCAAAACAUUCCUUUUGGAAGAGAUCAAUCGUAUUAUUUAAGUCAUCAUUCCCAGCAUAGAACUGUUAAUAAGGUUUAAGAUAAUAAUUUAUCACAAAUCAAUAACUACCUAUAUGUACAUAUUAUGUUUAUAAUGAUGAAAGCAGUUGAGAGGAGCAAAAAAUUAGACCACCUUGAUAGCGAAUGGACAAACUGCAUUUCUAUUUCUCUCCUCUAAUUCAUUCAUUCAGUAUCGCUUCCACAUUUUCGUUUUUAUUAUAAAUCCAAAUACCUUUCUCUAUUGUGAUCACAAACCAGCAUAAAACUUUCAUUUAUAUAUAUAUAUAUAUAUAUAUAUAUAUAUAUAUAUAUAUAUAUAUAUAUAUAUAUAUAUAUAUAUAUAUAUAAUAGCUUACAGGUAUUCAUUAUUUUUGCUUUCUGACUUCCUCAGUAUUUCUAAUGCUUGUAAAUAAAUCUUCUAAACA